AUGGGACCACAAGUAUGGGAUGACUUCAUCAACCUGAAGGCGUCUAUUUCGAACAGGGAUACCAGAGCUGCCUUUGCUGUGCCGCAGCUCUACCUUUCCUUCCCGGGCAGGGCACCCGAGGGAACGCCGAAGAAGGUGCUGAAAGGCUCUAAAAUGGGGCAGAUCGAUGCGGGCAGCUCGGCUGAGAUGGAGGUCGGGCUGAUGCGGCGGGAGCUCAGUUCGUGGGACGCGUCGGACAAGGUUCGGACCAUUCCCAAGGGCGAGUUUACAUUCAGGGUCGGCUCCAGACUGGAGGACUUGCCGGCGGAAAAGGUAUCUUCGGUGUUGAGGGGACGAUUGAGAACAGCGCGGUGA
This is a messenger RNA of Colletotrichum orchidophilum, 354 nucleotides long. Its product is annotated as beta-glucosidase. The transcript has a single exon. The coding region runs from base 1 to 354 and encodes 117 amino acids. NCBI's taxonomy places the organism in Eukaryota, Fungi, Ascomycota, Sordariomycetes, Glomerellales, Glomerellaceae. The record is from RefSeq and is a predicted model, not a curated record. Gene Ontology annotation, molecular function: beta-glucosidase activity. Gene Ontology annotation, biological process: glucan catabolic process.